AUCGGGGCUUUAUCCUUUCUUUUACUGUCAUCUGGAACGCCCCUUUUUGCUCGACACAAGCUCCGGAGCUUCGCUUCAGAUGUCACAUCACUACAUGAAGCGUGCCUCGAAAUCGCCCAUCACUAACAAAAUGAGUGACGACAAUACCAUAAAAACCAGACUGCUUCAGCAGGAGUGCCACUUUACGUGGUCUUUAAGAGAAGAAGACUUUUUUGUCACUGAUUUACUGAAUCGUCUGGAUGAACAGAUUCAAUUGGAAUCCGGUGAGGCAAGAGUUACACGAGCUUACAACAGUUUAGGAUUUGUUCAUUAUAUUCACGACAACCUGCAGGAAGUGCUCAAAAAUCUGCAGAAAUCUGUGCAGCUCGCAAAUGAGUACUACGAAGAAAAAAGUGAUUCAUAUCUUAUUGUUACCUAUGGAAAUCUUGCUUGGUUACACUAUUACAUGAAAGAAUUCUCCACAUGUGAAGACUACUUGAGAUUGUUAGAGAGGAUUCACGAAACAUCUUCUGAAGAUCUCGCCUAUAGCAUUUCUCUAGAGGUGCUCCGAGAAAAGGGUUGGGCGUUUCUCAAAUUCUGUCGAAAAUACUACAAUGGUGCUAAGGAGUGCUUCAGACAAGCCCUUGAAAGAAACCCACAUGACAGUGAUUUGAACGCAGGUUAUGCUAUUGCAUUGUAUCGCACAACUGAGACCCCUGACUUUCUGUUAAUUCAACAACUCCAAAGAGCUAUAAAGCUUAAUCCAGAUGAUGCCGUUUUACUUGUGCUGCUCGCCCUGAGAAUGCUCCAAGUCACAGAUGAUGAAAAAGCAUCUCAAACUCAAUUGGAGUUGGUGAUUUCUGCCUUGUUAAAGUCUCGUGAAAACUCUCAUGUUUUGAGAUACGCUGCACAGUUUUUCCGCCAAUUGGGAACUAUGGAUGUCGCCAUUCGUCUUCUUGAAGAAGCAUUGAAGAAUACACCAGAUUCAGCCUUUUUACACCAUCAACUGGCCAGGUGUUAUAUCAAUAAAAAUCUAACACUGAAAAUGAAAAAAGCUGAGUGUGAUGAAAAGGUUCUGAACAGAAGUAUCUAUCAUCUGGAAAGGGCAAUCGCAUUGAAGCCCUCAUUCAUCGUUGCUUUGGCAGAUUUGGCUCUACAGUAUGGACUAAAAGGUAGUUUCCCAAAAGCUGAGAAAAAGUUUGAAGAAGCGUUCGAAUCAGCCAAUAUUAAAAAGGAUCAAAAGGAUCUGCAGAUGGUUUAUUGUUUAUUUGGCCAAUACCAGCUCAUCUGCCAUCACUCUGAGGAAAAAGCCAUUUACAAUUUCAUGCAGGGUCUGAGGCUUCAGCCCCAAACAUCAGAGGGCGAGUUGUGUGAGAGUAACCUGAGAAAGAUUGCUGAAGAUCAUAUCAAAAACACCCAAAACCCAGAGGACAUAAAUGCGAGUGGAAUAUAUGGAUUCAUUCAUGAAGUGAAAGGAGAAAAACAACAAGCUGCUAAAUACUAUGAGAGAGCUCUGAAGUUUGGAUAUGCUGAUUGUAAAAGCAUUUGGCUCACAGAGAGGAGGAUUUGGCUCCUGAGUUUCAACGAAGCAGGAAAGUCCAUUUUAAAUCUCAUAUUUGAUGGAGGGAGUUAUGAAGAAGGACUUUGUUCUAGUGGUAAGCUGAAGAGUGUCAAAGGCACAGUAGCCAAGAAAAAUGUGAACCUGUUUGAGAUUGACGUCUUCAAUGUCAAGAGAAUCCUUAGAUGGGAAAGAAUGGCUCUCAAUCCUGGACCUCAUGCAGUAGUACUUGCCUAUAUGUUUGAGCAUGGGCAAUUCACAGAGGAAACUGAAAAGAUCCUUAAGGAUUUAGAGUUUCUUGGAGAAGAAUUCUGGAAUCGUGUUACAGUCGUAUUUACAGUGGAAGAUGGUACUGAGAGUGAAGACCAUGAAGAUCAAGAAAGAGUAAGAGUAUUAGAGUGGCUUGCAGAUAAAUGUGGAAGGAGAUACAUCACUUGCAAAUACUUAGAAAGCAUUCAAGGACCGUUUUCUGAACAGAUUCUGGAUAUGAUUGGGGGGGAAAAUUCAAUGCACCUGCUGUUACCACAGAUGUCAGAUGGAGAUUCUCAAUGUCUCUCAGAAGACUUAAUAGGGAUGGAGAUAAAAGAUGAUGAUUUGGUUACUCCUGAGAUAAUCGUUCAGGAGGGACAAACUGUAUACAGGAUAUCAUGCAGGAAUGCAGGUUGGUUCCACUGUAAGUUUACACGGCUUGGAUUCAACAUGAAAGGAGAAGGGGAGUUACUGUACAGUACUGUUCUUCCAGAAAGUGGCACUCCAAUUCCCGCUAACUGUUACCCAGCAGGUCCUCUGUAUGACAUCAAAUGUGUUCAGGGUGAACUUUGCCAACUCGGACUUCCUCACUGCGAGAUCUCAAUUGAGGAUGCAAUCCAUUCAAUGUCAGUUAUUCAUUAUUCCGGUGACACUGUUGAGGUUCUCAAACCCCAGAACAUCACAAGCACACAUGUGACUGUAAACAUCACUGGUACGUCAAAAUUCUGGAUGGUCAAAGCAAUAAACUGGUUUAAGGAAAAGAUCAGAGGACACGUGAUGCUAUUCUACCUUCAACCAACACACAAGCUGCAUGUGUUUCUACAACCUCACAUUGUGGAUCCUAAAAAAGUGGCUGCUUGUAAUGCAAACUAUGAAUUAAUCCAAACGACCUGUGAAUGUGACCUUAAAUUUAACUGUACAUACAGCAUGACCUGUGAUUCUCUAGAGGAACAUGGGCCAUCAGUAACUUCAAUAAAGAUACAACCACAGAAUUCAAAAUUCUGCUGCACUUUUAAAGAGAGAGCUCAUUACUUUCCAACAUUUGAAAUAUUUCUGCCAAAUGAUGUGAAGAAAGUGAAGUUAUUCCUAAAAAAGGAAAAACCAGAUCCUGAAAACGUCAAAGUUGUGUGGAAUUGUGAAAUUCCCCUAGAAGAAUAUGUAACAAACAAAUCGAGCUCCUCAACAGAUGAGCAAUGUGAAUCCUUUUUGAAAAACAACAGAUGUGAGAUCAUCCAAAACGUGGUAAAUGUUGAUGCCAUUUUGGAUGGGUUUGCUGAUGUUAUUCAUCCAGAAAAACUCAAUUCAAUCAGAGCAUUAACAACAUCUCAGGAAAAAACGAGGGCCAUUCUUAACUUUUUAGACGUGAGACCUGCACUCAAACAAACAUUUUUCACUUUGCUUAAGAACAAUGAGAAAGAUCUUGUGGAAGAUCUGAUGUUUAAUAAGUAAAACUUCAGUUAAGACAACUAAUACUCUUUAUGUAAGGAAAAUUCUCAAAUAAACAGAGAAGUUAUCAGAGCAGAAACUGAUUCUUAAAUACAGAAACUUCUGUACAUUUGCUUAUGUUUUAUUAUGCACUAUUGUCAUCACUGAGUAUAUCAUAACGUCAUAAAAGAUUGCCUUCAUUGCAGUAAACAAAAUUUAUAAAAAUGCAAAUAGUUGUUUUUACAUUUUCAUGUAACAAAAGUACUACAAAAUAACUGGCCAUAUCAAUAUUAACUACCACUAUAUAGAAAUGUUGUAUUAAAGCAAUGUUAUACUGUCUGAUGUUCAUUACAACAGCAAUAUUAAUGUGAUAUUUAUAAUUUUCGUUAUUGUAUUUUUUUGUGUUUUUUUUAAUUUUACUGUUGUAUUUUUACUUGCCAUAUUUCAAAAAAAAAAUACCGAAUGAUUUUAACAGAGAGGGAAUGUCCCUGUCUUUCAGGUAAACAGAAAUCCUUUAUAGGAUCACAACUUUUAUUAUAGGAACUUUUUAAGCAGUGGAUUUAAAAGACAGGAAGUUCAAGCCAAGGUCUUGGUUAGAGUUCAUGGAGUUUAAAAACCGCCAAGACCUUAUAACAUUAUGUAAAGGGCUCAAUUUUUUUCAAUUUUUUCUAAAUAAAAACGACUAUUCAGAGCUGUGAUGCAAAGGAGCCAUGUAUGUUGAAAGAGCUUAAAACUAAGAUCUGCCUUAAUCUAUGUACUCUGUUGUUUUUUUUUAUAUUAGGUUUGAAUGGAAAGAUUCUUUGCAUUUUGGUAUUUCUUUGUGCCUUGUACUUAACAGGCCACCUGUUAAGGGUUUUUUCUGCCUAUGGCCCGACAUAUUGGGCUCCAGCUCUCCUGGAA
This is a messenger RNA of Paramisgurnus dabryanus, 4111 nucleotides long. RefSeq lists its product as uncharacterized. Gene Ontology annotation, molecular function: GTP binding; protein binding. Gene Ontology annotation, cellular component: cytosol. Gene Ontology annotation, biological process: regulation of apoptotic process; defense response to virus. NCBI's taxonomy places the organism in Eukaryota, Metazoa, Chordata, Actinopteri, Cypriniformes, Cobitidae. The record is from RefSeq and is a predicted model, not a curated record.